Molecule: messenger RNA, 2112 nt
Organism: Akanthomyces muscarius
Lineage: Eukaryota; Fungi; Ascomycota; Sordariomycetes; Hypocreales; Cordycipitaceae
Exons: 2
Coding region: 1-2112 (703 amino acids)
Biological process (GO): positive regulation of transcription by RNA polymerase II
Cellular component (GO): nucleus
Molecular function (GO): DNA-binding transcription factor activity, RNA polymerase II-specific; zinc ion binding; transcription cis-regulatory region binding
Source: RefSeq, a predicted model, not a curated record
AUGUCUACCCUGCCCCCCAGCAUGCGCAGAACACCUGCCAAAGCUCCCGUCAGCUCCGUCAAGAUGGCUACGACAAAGACCGCAAAGGCCAAGACGACGACCAUGAAGGCCUCUGCCACAGACGGCGUCUCCAAGACCAAGACACAGAUGCAUCGCCGCUCAAGAUCAGGAUGCUACACUUGCCGCUUGAGACGAAAGAAGUGCGACGAAAUCACGCCCUACUGCUCUGCCUGCCAACAUCUCGGCCUCGAGUGCGAGUACAAGCGACCAAUUUGGUGGAGCAACAACGAGGCCCGCCGACGCAACAAGGAAGACAUCAAGAUCAUCAUCAAGCGCAAGAAGCUCGCAGAAAAGUCGGCCACGCAUGAGAUUCACUCCUCCGUCAGCCCGCCGCCGCCCAGCCUCAGCCAUUCCAUGCCCACGUCCGCCUCGGGCUCCGACUUUUACGACCGCAAUCGCUCCGCCUCCAUCGACUCGCGCGCAUCCGGCGCCGGCUUCAACUUCAACAGCCCGCCCAGCGGCGCCGACUUUGUCGCCUACAACUCGCAAAUACACCCCGACUUCAUCUACGGCCAGGGCUACACGCCCUACGAGAUUGACGUCAAGACGGAGAGGCAAAUGUUUGUCAACGACGUGCCCACGGUCCGAGAGUCACACGUCUCGACCUUUAGCACCAUGCACACCCCCCCGCCGCCCGGUACCGCCCUCACCGCCGGACAGUUUCCCGGCGGCGGCUGGACGGAGCACGUCCACCAGGAGCGCAAGGAGUCGCUGUCCGAGGAGGCGCUCAACGUCAACUUCUUCGACUUUGCCCACGGCCCGGCCCAGGAGUCGCGCCAGGUCCGCGUCGAGCUCGACGACGGCGACCAGCGCCUGCUGGAGCACUUUGUCCAGUACGUGAUGCCGACCAUCUUCCCCAUCCUCGAGGCCAACCAGCACGGCUCGGUCGGCUCCGACCUCAUCCUGCCCGCGGUGCAGUACAACAGCAUCUACCUGCACUGCUGCCUGAGCUCCGCCGCGCAGCACAUGAAGAGCGUCAGCCUCGCCACGGGUCAGGACGCGCCCGACGGCCGCGACGUCGACGGCGACAUCAUGCGCCACCGCUACGCCACCAUCUGGUCGCUCUGCGAGGCGCUCAAGCUCGACGAGGACCACGAGAAGAUCCUCGAGGCGACGCUCGGGCUCAUCUUCUUCCAGUGCGUCGUGGGCCGCCCCGACGACGGCCUGCUCGACAUUGCCUGGCACCAGCACUUCCAGGCCGCCAUCAGCCUGGUGCAGAAGCUCGACCUCACGCGCGUCGUCUCGGAGCCGGCGCCCGUCGUGGGCGCCCCGACGCCCUUCAACAUGACCCUCGCCGCCUGGAUCGACAUCCUCGGCGCCUCCAUGCUCGGCAUGUCGCCCACCUUUGCCCACACCUACCGCGACAAGCACCUGUCCCAGAGCCACCACCACCUCGGCCUCCGCGAGCUCAUGGGCUGCGAGGACCGCGUCAUGUACCUCAUCUCCGAGAUUGCCUGCCUCGAGUCGCUCAAGAAGAACGGCAUGGACGACUUUGUCCUCUGCCAGCACGUCUCCUCGCUCGGCGAGCAAAUCUCCAUGACCGAGAGCGGCGACGAUCACAUGCAGCAGCUCCGCAUGCCCUUCAACGCCAACGGCACCCUCUCCCCCAAGCAGCUCACCAAGAACAUCACCGCGGCCUUUCGCAUCGCCGCGCGCAUCUACCUCUGCAGCCUCGUCCCCGGCUUCACGCCCGCCCAGCCCUCGCCGCUGGGCCUCGUCGACAAGCUCGCCGGCGUGCUGCAGUUCAUCCCCGCGGGCCCCGGGGGCUACGACCGCAACCUGGUCUGGGUCUACCUCAUCGGCGGCGCGUUCAGCGUGGCCGACAGCCCCUUCCGCCCGCUCUUUGAGGAGCGCGUCGCGGCGCUGGGCGACCUGGCCAUGUGCGGCUCCUUUGGCCGCAUGAUGUGCGUCCUGCGCGAGGUCUGGCUGCAAAACGACCAGCUCGCCGCCCAGGCCAGCACGCCCGGCUCGGCCGCCUCUGAUGCCGUCGCGCCCCACGUUCACUGGAGGGACGUCAUGCAGAUGAAUGGCUGGGACUAUCUCCUCAUCUAA